AUGGAUCAAAAGAACUCUAAAGAUAAAUUUGCGCCCUUUGGUCUUUUACAGGCUGGUAUGAUGAAUAAACAAUCUAAAACCGCCAAGGCACAAGAACAAUUCGCUAGAGAUUAUGGAGUCGGUAUGGUACUACCACCAACAAAAGUACCUGAACCUCAAUUUGGAUUAUUGGGUCUUGGUGCAUUGCUCACAGAAAGAGAUAGAGAGAAGAGGGGAUUAGAAUCAAAUCAAAGAAAGUAUAACGAAGCAAUUCAGCAACAAACACCUUUAAUGCCUUAUAAUAUGGCUUCUCAAGCACCACCUCAAAUGCCAAUGAUGGAUCCACGUAUGUCAAUGAUGAUGAGCUCACCAAUGAUGAUGAAUAAUGUGAUGCCACCAAUGCCACCGAUGUCAGCACCAGCAGCACCACAAUAUUUUGAUCCAACAAUGUCGAUGAUGGCAAUGAAUGCUAUGCAACAGCAACAACUAAUGAUGCAGGGCAUGAUGCAUGCGCAACAAGCAUAUAAUGCAACUCUAUAUCAAUUCCAGCAAUCGAAUUCUAACUAUAUGCCUCAACAACCGGUACCACCACCACCAAUGCAUCAAUAUUCAUCUGACGGUGCUGGACUUGGUGUGGGUUUCAAUCAAUCUACUGGUAGAAUGAGUACUGGGCCAUACAUGAAUCCAAAUCAUAGCUCUUCAAGACCGCGUUCAACAUUCUUUUCUGACGCAAAGUAA
Molecule: messenger RNA, 717 nt
Organism: Wallemia mellicola CBS 633.66
Lineage: Eukaryota; Fungi; Basidiomycota; Wallemiomycetes; Wallemiales; Wallemiaceae
Exons: 2
Coding region: 1-717 (238 amino acids)
Source: RefSeq, a predicted model, not a curated record